Leptomonas pyrrhocoris is the source of this 1091-nucleotide messenger RNA. RefSeq names its product putative mitochondrial mitochondrial carrier protein. Bases 150 to 1091 code for a protein of 313 amino acids. Gene Ontology annotation, molecular function: guanine nucleotide transmembrane transporter activity. Gene Ontology annotation, cellular component: mitochondrion. Lineage: Eukaryota; Euglenozoa; Kinetoplastea; Trypanosomatida; Trypanosomatidae. The transcript has a single exon. The record is from RefSeq and is a predicted model, not a curated record.
AGACCCCACAACUCUUUUCUUCUGCGCUGCGACACAAAGCUUCGAUAGAGCUCACCUCGCUGCUUCACCGCUCCGUACCGCGCAUACUCGCUUGUAAGUAUUAUAAAUAUAUACACACACAUCGCUGUUAACCGCCACCGUGCUGCACGAUGUCCGCCGCCACCACGGCCCCCGCGACGGAGCGCAGCUUCUCCGACCGCUUCAUCCGCAGCCACGCCGGCGCCGCCACCGGGGCGGGUAUUCUCGAAAUCGCCUUUUUCCACCCGUUUGACACGACGGCGAAGCGGCUCAUGGCGAAUAAGGGCUCCAUCUCGCGCGGCUCGAUCGGCGGGACGGCGGCAAACUUGAACCAAAUUAUCUUCAAGCAGCACGCCCACGACGGCCUCCUGCGCAAGGUCAUGUACCUCUACCCCGGCUCCCUGUACGCCGUCGUCUACAAGGUGUUCCAGCGGGUGUACAAGUUCGCCGGCCAGCCCUACGUGCGGGACUUCCUGAGCGCCAACUACCGCCAGAGCUUCACGCGGUGGUUCGGCAAGGCGAAUAAGGUGAUGGAAGACGCCAUGGCGGGCUGCUUGAUCGGGCUGGGCGAGGUCUUUCUGCUUCCGCUGGACCGCCUGAAGGUGCUGAGUCAGACCAACGAGCGCGCCAUGCGCAAGGGCCUGCUCCCCCUGCUGCGUCAGGAGGGCGUGCGCGGCAUGUACGCGGGCACGGCGGUCACGAUGUGCCGCAACGCCCCGGGCUCCUUCUGCCUCUUCGGUGGCACCGCCUUCACGAAGGGCUACGUCUUCGGCCUCUCUGACUACCGCAGCGCGACGCUCUUCCAGAACAUGUGCGCCUCGACGGUGGGCGCCUGCCUCUCCAUUGCCGUGUCGAACCCGAUGGAUGUCGUGAAGACACGCGUGCAGUUCCAGACAGAAGGCGAGCGCCGCAACGCGGUGUUCACGGCGACGGCGAUGCUGAGGGAGGAGGGCGUGACAUCCUUCUUCAAGGGCCUCACACCGAAGAUCGUCGCGUCGGCACCAAAGCUGAUCUUCGCCUACACCAUGACGGAGUACUUCUUCAAGCUGAUGAACCCGUCCAAGGCGCACUAG